CAGAAGGAAGGAGUCAUCACUGAGGUAUAGUAUGCACUCAGUACUCGGCGUGUUGGGCUCGGAGACAUAUAUAUGAAGUCAUAAUAUAUUACGCAUCGUGUGAUUAAAUGGAUCUCGUGUUUAACAAUAAAGUUGAAAUUACCAGCUUUAUUAGUUGAAAAAUGACAAUAUAAUCAUCUUGUACGUUGCAUUUUAUUUUCUUCUAAUACUAAUUGGUAAAAAUAUCAACAUUAGGAAGCUUUACAUUGCAAAAUAUAAUGCCGGUAGUUUAACCUAAAAAUCCAAAAAACAAAUACGCAAAAACUACGUUUAAGGUGAAAUAUCAAAUAAAAAUGAUUCCUUCUAAGCUUAGUUCUAGUACGAAUUUCAUGAACUUUAUAUCAAAAACAUACAGUUACUUUAAAUAUGAUUUGAGUAUGAAAAGUUAUUCAGUGUUAGCCCACAUUCAUACUUUAAAAAAGAACAAUUUAAAAACACCAGUGUACUGUGCUUUGAGUAAUAUAAAGUAUGAUUCAGUGUUUAAUAUUUUCACUUCUACUUAUUUAAAUGAUGCACCAAAGCCAAUAGAAUAUCCACCAUUAACAUCAAUGCCACUUAAUGCAGAAAUUGAUGAAGAAUUUGGUUUACUUGGUAGAAUGAAGUAUGAAAAGGUUGGUUUGGAUUCAGAAGAAUUGAAAGAAGAGAAAAGACUAAAAGAAAUAAAUGUGAAAAUACCUAGAAAAUUGAAGCCAUCAGCAGGUCAAUAUGCUGAAAUGAUUAAAAAUCAUGUAGCGAAAGGAGAUUUAGAACUUGCAGAAUAUGUGAUUGUGAAAUGUAAGCAAAACAAAGAUAAACCUACAAGCUAUAUGUUUACUCUUUUAAUCAAAGCAUUUGCUAUGCAAGGUGAUAUCAAAAAGUGUUAUCAAUAUUAUAGUCAAAUGAAAUGUAGGCAUUACAAAAUUAAAGGAAAUGUUUAUACUAGUCUACUAGAUGCCUGUGCUAAUAGUCCUGAUUCUGAAAAAGCCUUGAAUUAUUUACAAAGAGUAAAAAUUGAUAUGAUUAAAACAAGCUAUCCUAUAAAUCAGGUUCAUUAUAAUGUUUUAAUAAAAGCUUACGGUAAACAUCACAAGCUUGAUGAAGCUAAUAAACUGUUACAAAAGAUGUUAGACAAUAACAUGAAAAUUGGAAUAUCAACUUUAUGCAGCUUAAUGUAUGCUGCUAAUUCCAAUACUGAAUCUGGUUUAAAAUAUGUUGUACGCAUUUGGCAGUUGAUGAGGAAAUUAAAGGUACCACCAACUAUAUUUAGUUAUAACCUUUUGUUAAGAGCCAUUCGAGAUUGUCAUUUUGGAAAUUGUACAGUCAAUGACUUGCUGCUCAAAGACGAAGAAUGUGCCGUUAUUGUUACUGAUAAUAAUAGACCAGAUCUAUUAAUAUAUCCUCCAGUUCUCAGUAAUUUACCUUUACAAAAUAUUUACAAAACACCUAAAUUAAUAGAAGCUCCUUCAUCUGAAAAAUCAAAUGCAACUGAUAAUUUACCUGCAAACGUAAAUGAUGACAGUUUACCAGAGUCAAUUGUUAAUAUUGAUUUGGAUGCAGUUUUAAAACAAAAUAAAUUAAUUCUAUUUGGUGGUGUUGAAGGAUUUUUAGAAAAAAUGAAAAAUGACAGAGUAGAGCCAAACAUUAAAUCAGUAACUUAUCUAAUAGAUUUAGUACCACCUUCUAUUACAGCAGAAAACACUAUAAUAAAGCAUGCUAAAAAUAAUAAAAUACCUUUAGAUAUAGAUUUUUUCAAUAUGCUAAUAAAAAAGCGAGCACUUCGUGGUGCUAAAAAGGAGGCAAAAGCUGUCCUUGAUGAAAUUCAUAGGGCUGAUUUAAAACCAAACAUUGUCACAUAUGGUGUUUUGGCCCUCUCAUGUUCUACUUCAAAUGAAUCACGUAAUUUAAUAAAUGCUAUGAAAGCUACAGGCCAUACAAUGAAUAAAUACAUUGCUGACAGUUUGCUAACUAGUGCAUUUGAUAAACGCGAUUUUCCCUUUAUACUUGAAUUGAUGGAAAAAAUGAAAUAUGAAAGAAUAAGAUUGGAUGAACAAACAUUCGAAAAGAUGAUCACAUUUCAACAAAACAUGUCGGCUCUUGUAAAAACAAAGCAUCGAAGUACAGAAAGCGAACGAUUCAAAGUCGGCUUUGCAAAGUUUAAUUUGAGAUUUAAGAGUUGGCAAGGAGAUAUGGGAAGGAAAGUUGUAGUUGAGCACAGUAAUAAAAAUGCAUAAAUAC
Messenger RNA from Phymastichus coffea, 2253 nucleotides. Its product is annotated as pentatricopeptide repeat-containing protein 1, mitochondrial. The transcript is spliced from 4 exons. Gene Ontology annotation, molecular function: protein binding. The coding region runs from base 333 to 2249 and encodes 638 amino acids. The record is from RefSeq and is a predicted model, not a curated record. NCBI's taxonomy places the organism in Eukaryota, Metazoa, Arthropoda, Insecta, Hymenoptera, Eulophidae.